Messenger RNA from Aspergillus steynii IBT 23096, 1561 nucleotides. RefSeq names its product flavin-containing monooxygenase. The coding region runs from base 30 to 1490 and encodes 486 amino acids. The record is from RefSeq and is a predicted model, not a curated record. The transcript has a single exon. Gene Ontology annotation, molecular function: flavin adenine dinucleotide binding; N,N-dimethylaniline monooxygenase activity; NADP binding. NCBI's taxonomy places the organism in Eukaryota, Fungi, Ascomycota, Eurotiomycetes, Eurotiales, Aspergillaceae.
CUCACAAUUGAUCCAUCUGCAAACCAAUCAUGGAAGACUUCGACGUGAUCAUCGUCGGUGCGGGCAUCUCUGGCAUCAACGCCGCCUACCGACUCCAGUCUCAACACCCCAAUUUGCGAUAUGCCAUCCUUGAAGCUCGCAACAACUUAGGUGGCACCUGGGAUCUCUUCCGCUACCCAGGCAUCCGAUCCGACUCGGACCUGUUCACCUUCGGGUUCGAGUGGCACCCCUGGGACCAAGGGUGUCCCAUCGCGGACGGCCGGCUGCUCAAGCAGUACCUGCACAACGCCGCCGAGAAACAUGGCAUCGACAAGAAGAUCCGCUUCCAGCACCAGCUGCUGGGUGCCGACUGGUCGUCCGCCGACCAAAACUGGUCGCUGAGUGUCGACCACGACGGGCACACGCAGUCCCUGACGACGCGCUUCCUGGUGCUCGGCACCGGCUACUACGACUACCACCGGCCGCUGGAGGCCGACAUCCCCAACCUCGACUCCUUCCAGGGGCAGACCAUUCACCCUCAAUUCUGGCCCGAGGACCUCGACUACACCGACAAGAAGGUGGUCAUCAUCGGCAGCGGCGCCACCGCCAUCACCCUGCUGCCGAACAUGGCCAAGAAGGCGGCGCACGUCACGAUGCUGCAGCGCAGUCCGACCUAUAUCCUGUCGUUGCCGAACAGGAAGCACCCCUUGCUCAGCUACUUCCUCCCCACAAAUUUCUUCCGUCGUCUGCAGCGCAUCAACUGGAUGAUCACCUCGCGCUUGUUCUUCCUCUUCUGCCAAGCUCUGCCCUCCGUGGCCCGCUGGAUCCUCCGCCGCAACGUUACCCGCCAACUGCCCGCCCACGUCCCCUUCGACCCGCAUUUCCGUCCGCGCUACAACCCCUGGGACCAGCGGCUCUGCGUGUCGCCCGACGGCGACUUCUUCCAAAGCCUGCACACCGGCCGCGCCGACGUCAAGACGGACACCAUCCGGCAGGUUACGCCGACGGGCAUCGAGCUGAACUCGGGCGAGACGCUGGACGCCGACAUCAUCGUCACGGCGACGGGUCUGCGGCUGCAGAUCGCUGGCGGGGCGUCGCUGACGGUCGACGGCGUGCCGCAGCACAUCCCCGAGAAGUACCUUUGGCGCGGGAUGAUGCUGCAAGACGUGCCCAACACGGUGUGCAUCAUCGGCUACACCAACGCCUCGUGGACGCUAGGCGCCGACGCAACCGCCCACUUCGUAACGCGACUGUUGCGCGAGCUGGACGAGCGCGGCGCGAAGGCCGCCGUGCCGCGCCUCGACGCCGCGCAGCGAGCGUCCAUGCAGCCACGCCGACUGCUCAAUCUUAAGUCAACGUACGUGACCACCGCAGAGGAGAGCCUGCCCAAGACGGCGGAUCGCGGCCCCUGGGUCCCGCGGGACAACUACCUCGACGACAUCAGCUUUGCGCAGAAGGGGCGGAUUGACGAGGGGAUGGAGUUCACAGGGGAGACGAAGAAGCUGGCCUGAUGAUAUGGGUUGCACCGAGACUGAUAUUAUCUGAUUUGGCGUUGCUUUUCAUUGUACUUUAUUUCCCCCUG